Molecule: messenger RNA, 2436 nt
Organism: Alosa alosa (allis shad)
Lineage: Eukaryota; Metazoa; Chordata; Actinopteri; Clupeiformes; Clupeidae
Gene: pth3r
Product: parathyroid hormone 3 receptor
Exons: 13
Coding region: 489-2210 (573 amino acids)
Biological process (GO): cell surface receptor signaling pathway; adenylate cyclase-modulating G protein-coupled receptor signaling pathway
Cellular component (GO): plasma membrane
Molecular function (GO): G protein-coupled peptide receptor activity; parathyroid hormone receptor activity; peptide hormone binding
Source: RefSeq, a predicted model, not a curated record
AGUAGUCAGACAGCACAGGAGUGACAGACAUAAACACAUAAACACACAUACAGUACCACACACACUUACAUACGCUUGGAGGAAUAUGGACCGGACACAUUGACACUGAUUUUACUUCACCGAGCCAGCUGAGUGUCUGAAAUCUUCAGGGAAGACUGGGAUUAUCACUUAUGUUUCAUGAGUUCUGCUCUCAUCAAUAGGAAUACUCUAAUUCUCUAAUCUUCAGUCGAAGCUUUUUUUCUGAAGAAGGAGAGAUUUUUGAAAAGAAGAAAUAAUUCCUGUGUGAUCUCAUUGAACAGAUCUUUUGGGAUUUAAAGCUAAUUGAGAGAACUGGAUCAGAGAGAGAUGCACCGGGAUAAGGCAGGUAUCUUGGGUGGGCCAGGACCCCUCCUGUCACCCUGAGAAGACCAGGGCACCGGUCGGUCCACAGAGGGGCAUCGGGGCAUGAGACAGGGGCUCAGGGGGUACUCAAACGCAAGGUGGUGGUCAUGAGAACUACAAACAUGACCAGUUUGGUUGGAGUGGUCAUAUUGCUUGUGAGCUACAUCCUGGUGCCAGCAACGGCUCUGAUCGACUCUGAUGAUGUCAUCACCAAGAAUGAGCAGAUCUACCUUCUGAUUGGUGCUAGGGCCAAGUGUGAGAGGAGCAUUCGUGCCCAGAUCAGCUCGGUGAAGGAGAAUGAGUGUGUACCUGAGUGGGAUGGCAUCAUCUGCUGGCCUCGAGGACAGCCUGGCCAGCUGGUGUCUGUCUUAUGUCCAGCGUACAUCUAUGACUUCAACCACAGAGGUCAUGCAUAUCGGCAGUGUGACACACUGGGGAAGUGGGAGCAGGUGGCCAGCAUCAACCGCACCUGGGCAAACUACACUGAGUGCACCACAUACCUGCUUGCCAAUCCUGGCAACCAGGAGGAGGCGGUGUUUGAGCGUCUGCACCUCAUGUACACGAUUGGCUACUCCAUCUCUCUGAUCUCUCUCCUGGUCGCUCUCCUCAUUCUGUGCUACUUCAAACGCCUUCACUGCACGCGGAACUACAUCCACAUCCACCUCUUCACGUCGUUUGUCUGCCGAGCGAUCAGCAUCUUCGUCAAGGACGCCGUCCUCUACACUGUAUCAGAUGAAGCCAAGUCUGAGGAGGACGCAGUGGGACAGAGGCCUCACAUGGUUGGCUGUAAGGUGGCUGUGACACUGUUCCUGUACUUCCUGGCCACCAAUCACUACUGGAUCCUGGUGGAGGGUCUCUACCUGCACAGUCUCAUCUUCAUGGCCUUCCUAUCAGACAAGAGCUACUUAUGGGCUCUCACCAUCAUCGGCUGGGGUGUUCCUGCUGUCUUUGUAUCCAUAUGGGUCAGUGCUCGAGCAUCUUUAGCAGAUACACAGUGCUGGGAUAUCAGUGCAGGCAACCUGAAGUGGAUCUAUCAGGUGCCCAUUCUGGCCGCCAUUGUUGUGAACUUCUUCCUGUUCCUCAACAUCAUCAGGGUGCUGGCCUCUAAGCUGUGGGAGACGAACACGGGCAAACUGGACCCCCGACAACAGUACAAGAAGCUGCUGAAGUCAACACUAGUGCUGAUGCCGCUGUUCGGGGUGCACUACAUGGUGUUCAUGGCGCUGCCCUAUACGGAGGUGACGGGGGUGCUGUGGCAGGUGCAGAUGCACUACGAGAUGUUCUUCAACUCCUCACAGGGCUUCUUUGUGGCAUUCAUCUACUGCUUCUGCAAUGGCGAGGUGCAGGCGGAGGUGAAGAAGGCAUGGUUAAGGCGAAGCCUGGCGUUGGACCUGAAGCAGAAAGCUCGUGUCACCAGCAGUGGAGGUGGUGGGAGCUGCUACUACGGCGGCAUGAUGUCCCACGCCACCACCCAGAGCGUCUGCCUCAGCGUGAGUGGGACCAAGGGCCUCCCGCUGAUGGGUGGGUCUGGCGUCGGGGGUAAAGGUCAACCCCGCCUCCCCUCCCUCCACCAUACCCUCACCAACCUUCCCGGUUAUGUGCCCAGCGACACGGAGAUGCCCAUGGUUCCCACGGUGACGCAGCAGGAGCUAGUGCUGAGGCGGGCGGUCCAGGUGGGUAUCCUGGCGCCCCCUAGUGUUGGCAAGGAGGAGGGUCAGAGGUCACGCGAGCCAGAGAGAAAGGUGGAGGGAGAGCCUGAACCCUUCCUCCUGGCGGAAGAGGACCGGUCAAGCUCGGUCUCGAUCAAGGAGCUGGAGACCAUUCUGUGACUGAAAUGGACAAGGAAAGAUGAGUGCCUGAAGAGUGUGUGUAGCCAUGGAAACAACCCCACCCAACUAUGUACAACUAUGUACAAAUACUUUGAUUUUGAACAGACACAGACUCCUAGGAGCCUCAUCACACAAAACUAUGUCCAUCAUGAUGUUUCAGACUAUUUCUCUGGCCUUCACUGUAAAACCUGGCAGCCUUUAAAGAUUAAAAAAAAAUCAAAUCAAA